UUAGGGUUUUCCUCCUUCCUUAACAUCGAGCGGCUCUGCGCUCAGGUUUUGGGAGGGAAACUCUCAAACAUUUCAAGCGUAUUACGAGAAACCCUUCCUUUUCAGAAGGUCAAUUGAUCUCUCAGGGAUCAACACUAUAUUUUUGACUGAUUCAUUUUUAUUCUGUAAACACUUGAGAGAAUAUAAUGAGUACUACAGUACAAAGAACUCCAAAAUCCGGUAGGCAGUCCUUAUUUUUCCAAGACUUGGCUUCACCUGUUUCUACUCGGAGAGGAAAAUUUUCCAAUCCAGGUCAGGCAGCUGCGGUAUCUGCUCUACGGCGAGAGAACUUCGGUGGUUCAGACCUUCCGCCACCUCCUGUUUUCACCUUGGAAGACAGAUCAGACUUUUCUCCUGAAUCAGGCAUACUGGAUUAUCAGACAUCUCCAGAACCUAAGUCAGACCCUAGAACUCCCAUUCAUACUGCAAGUAGGGAAUUUUCUACUCCAGUGAAAAGCAAAUCAGAGGCCAGCACAUCUUAUGCUCUAAAAGGAUUGCAGCAAAACCAACAGGGAUCAACAAGUUUGAGUUGGUGGUCACCCACAUCCGCGAAGAGUGGGGGUGAACAAGAUGAAAAGGGAAAGAGUUCACCAGUGGAGGGUGUGGUUCAACCUGGUGCUUUGAUCACCCUUCCUCCACCAAGAGAAGUUGCAAGGCCAGAUAUUCAGAGAAAUUCCUUGCCUGCAGGAAAUCUCAAUGAGGAAGAAUGGGUAACUGUUUAUGGAUUUUCUCCAGGUGAUACCAACUUAGUCUUAAGGGAGUUUGAAAAAUGUGGUGUAAUUUUGAAACACAUUCCUGGUCCUAGUGAUGCUAACUGGAUGCACAUAUUAUAUCAGAAUCGGUCUGAUGCUCAUAAAGCUCUCAACAAGAAUGGAAUGCAACUUAAUGGUGUGCUAAUAGUGGGCGUGAAGCCUUUGGAUCCCAUACAACGUGAGGCCUUAAAUGAAAGGGUGAACAGGCAGGGAUUUAUGCCCAUACCCCCACCACCUGCAAGAACUUCAGAAGUGAGCACGUUGACAGCUCCUUCUCGACCCUAUUAUCUUCAGAAUGGCAGCUCAAGUACACGGCAGAGCGGAGGUGCAAUUGCUUCCCCAACAAAAUCAUUGGUGUCCAAAAUCAUGGAUUUGAUGUUUGGAGUCUAAAUUGCCUUUUCUUGGGAACCAUACUAAAUCAUAUGGAAAUUUUUGUGAGCUGUAUCUUUCGGCUAAUUUGCGCAUCAUCAAGAGCACAGGCAAGUCUUGUUACUCACAGUUGAGUUGAAGAUUUGGAAUUCACUGAGAGCUUUUAGAACUUAUAACUAAAGCAUUAUUUUCUCCUUUGAUUUAAAAGCCCAAGCAUUGAUUUUCCAUGCUUUUGUACUUGGAACAAAAAUAGAAGAUACAUUUUCACACAAAUGUUCAAAUGGAGAAUGUAUCUCUAUAAAUAUUUUGUAAUAAUACAGGGCAUAUGUUAAAUUUGCA
This is a messenger RNA of Prosopis cineraria, 1499 nucleotides long. Its product is annotated as nuclear pore complex protein NUP35-like. NCBI's taxonomy places the organism in Eukaryota, Viridiplantae, Streptophyta, Magnoliopsida, Fabales, Fabaceae. Gene Ontology annotation, biological process: NLS-bearing protein import into nucleus; regulation of DNA-templated transcription; nuclear pore organization. The coding region runs from base 186 to 1181 and encodes 331 amino acids. The record is from RefSeq and is a predicted model, not a curated record. Gene Ontology annotation, cellular component: nuclear pore central transport channel; nuclear membrane; nuclear pore nuclear basket. Gene Ontology annotation, molecular function: structural constituent of nuclear pore; phospholipid binding; single-stranded DNA binding. The transcript is spliced from 4 exons.